Sphaeramia orbicularis (orbiculate cardinalfish) is the source of this 2032-nucleotide messenger RNA. RefSeq names its product hyaluronidase 4 (gene hyal4). Gene Ontology annotation, molecular function: hyalurononglucosaminidase activity. Gene Ontology annotation, cellular component: cytoplasmic vesicle. Bases 148 to 1692 code for a protein of 514 amino acids. Gene Ontology annotation, biological process: hyaluronan catabolic process; carbohydrate metabolic process. The record is from RefSeq and is a predicted model, not a curated record. Lineage: Eukaryota; Metazoa; Chordata; Actinopteri; Kurtiformes; Apogonidae. The transcript is spliced from 4 exons.
GGGGGACGAACGCUGGCCUGUGAGACGAACGGCGCCGAGGACCGCCAUGACCCCUUUGGUGACCCCGAAGAAACCCCCGCCUUCACCUGGAUUGCUUGUUAAUGGCAUCUACAGGAUGAUUGACAGCGGCUCCUCCUGAUUCCCAGGAUGCCUGUGGUGCCAGUGGGCGGGUCAUCCUCCUCCCACAUCGUACCUGUGUCCCUCACCUGCUCCUGGCUGCUCCUGCUCUUCCACGCUGCCUUUGGUCAGAAACCUGCCAAACUUCCUCUGAUUGGCCGGAAGCCCUUCAUCGCUGCCUGGAAUGCUCCUUUGGACAUGUGCACCAUUAAAUACAACAUCACCGCCAACCUCGACCGCCUCUUCCACAUCCACGGGAGCCCACGUGCUGAUUGGACAGGACAGAACGUCACCAUCUUCUACGCCAACCGCCUGGGCUACUACCCUUACUACACACCACAGGGAGCGGCCGUGCAUGGCGGCGUGCCACAGAACUGCAGCCUGGAACUGCACCUGUUCAAGGCCUACCAGGACAUCAACCACUUCAUCCCUGCAGAGGACUUUCGAGGCCUGGCUGUCAUCGACUGGGAGUUCUGGCGACCUCAGUGGAACCGCAACUGGCACAAGAAGGACAUCUAUCGCCGAAAAUCGAGGGAACUGACCAGCAAGGCUUACUUUAAUGUGACGGCAGCGCAGGUGGAAGAGCUGGCACGGCGGCGGUUUGAAAAGAGCGCCAAAGCGUUCAUGCAGAGGACUAUCCAGUUGGGGACACGCCUUCGCCCCAAUGGCCUCUGGGGUUUCUACCUCUACCCUGACUGUCACAAUUACAACCUGCAUGAGCAGAACUACACAGGCUUCUGCCCCCUGUUGGAGAGAAUGAGAAACGACGAGCUGCUGUGGCUGUGGAACAGCAGCACGGCGCUGUACCCCUCGGUGGCCAUCAGGAAGAGUCACACAAACAGCAUCAGUAACCUGCACUUUUCCCAACACAGGAUCCGGGAGUCACUGCGAGUCGCAUCACUAACUUCUAAAGAAUACGACCUCCCCACCUACGUGUACCUGCGGAUGGGCUACAGGGACGAGGCCCUGGCCUUCCUCACCAACAAAGACUUGGUCCACACCAUUGGAGAGAGUGCUGCUCUUGGUGCAGCAGGAUUUGUUAUCUGGGGUGACUUGAACCUGACCUCAUCCAGGCACAACUGCACUAAGGUGAAGUUCUUCCUCAGUCACCGCCUCGGUCAGUACAUUACUAAUGUGACACGAGCUGCUGAAGUCUGCAGUGAGUACCUGUGCCAAGGGAACGGCCGCUGCGUCCGCCGGAACCCCCGCGCUCGCCAUUACCUUCACCUGAACUCCAACAGCUACCAAAUCAAACCCUCUGGUGACGGCGACUUCACCGUCAGCGGGUGGCACUCGCAACACGACCUGCAACUGCUGAAUGAGAGGUUUCGCUGCCACUGCUACGAAGGCCACGAAGGAGAACAGUGUGACAGCAUCAACAAAGUGAAAGAGGACGACAGACAGUGGAAGGAGGACGAGGAAGACGAGCAGGAGAGGAAGAGGACAGCGUGGGAGGAUGAGCAGGGUGACCGAUGGGAGGCCGGGGAGCGUUCGUCUGCACCGACCGGCUGCAGCCACCGGCUCAUGGUGCUGAUGGUCCUCUUAUACCUACUGUUAGUAAAGACAGUCAUAUGAUGCGUUCUGAUUCCAGGUUGGAUCCUGUCAACACAGAUGAUCACAGAUGUUACUUUUCAACACAAAGUUUAAUGUGUUUCAGCUUCGGUGGGUUUUUCUUCCGUAAAAGCAGAUGCAUGGCAGGUCCAAAGUGAUAUGACGCAGAAAUGUGAGAGAUUUGUGUGCAGACAUUUCUCACUGUGCAGAAGGGGUUGGACGACUUAGAAGUUUUUAAGACUAGAAAAUAAUGGACGGAAGACAGAUUGAGUCGACUAUUGUAUCACUGAAAAAUAAAUACAGCACAAAACACAUUUUUUUGCUUGAAUUAAGGAAAAAAAAAAUCAUGAAUUAAGCAAAAAAA